Messenger RNA from Saccharomyces kudriavzevii IFO 1802, 2163 nucleotides. It is a transcript of the gene RQC1, whose product is annotated as Rqc1p. The record is from RefSeq and is a predicted model, not a curated record. Gene Ontology annotation, biological process: ribosome-associated ubiquitin-dependent protein catabolic process; rescue of stalled cytosolic ribosome. Gene Ontology annotation, cellular component: RQC complex. Bases 1 to 2163 code for a protein of 720 amino acids. Lineage: Eukaryota; Fungi; Ascomycota; Saccharomycetes; Saccharomycetales; Saccharomycetaceae. The transcript has a single exon.
AUGAGUUCUAGAGCUUUAAGGAAGUUACAAGAUGAUGACGCCUUGCUAGAGACGCUACUUUCAAAUGCAUGCGCGAGUAAAACGUCAAGUGGUAAAGGUACUGCCAGUAACAGUCAGAAGCAUCAAAACAUGUUCUCUUUGAUGAACAAUGCAAAUAAUUUAGAUACUGCUAGUGAUGAAGAGCAAUUAUCUGAGCACGAUGAAGAGACAGCCAUUGUUGAAGAGCAUGGUAGUCGAAAGAGCGCCCAACCCGAAAAAAUUACCCUAGCGUCGAAGUCUUCUAGAAGAAAGAAGAAUAAGAGGACGAAGAGGAAGCAAGCAAAUCUCCCUACCGAAGCUGACAGGGAAGAAGAUUCUGAUGAUGAGGAAUUUGACAAAAUCAUUCAACAUUUCAAGAAGACUGAUAUCUUGAAAUACGGUAAGACCAAGAAAAACGAUGAUGCAAAUGAAGAGGGAUUUUUCACGGCCUCUGAAUCUGAAGAAGUAUUCACUGUACCUUGGAAGUCCUUCUUAAGCUUAGAAAAUGAUCCGGGAUUCACCAAGUUCCCCAUUUCAAGUUUAAAGCAUUCCUGCAAGUUUUUUCAAAACGAUUUCAAGAAAUUAGACCCUCACACAGAAUUCAAACUGCUAUUUGAUGAUAUCUCCCCAGAAUCACUCGAAGAUAUCGAUUCUAUGACAUCGACACCAGUAUCUCCUCAGCAGUUAAAACAGAUUCAGAGACUGAAAAGAUUGAUUAGGAACUGGGGCGGAAAAGAUCACAAAUUGGUGCCCAAUGGUCCCGGUAUGCAUCCGCAUCAUUUAAAAUUCACCAAGGUAAGAGAUGAUUGGAUUCCAACUCAGAGGGGUGAGUUAUCUAUGAAGCUUUUGAAUUCUGAUGAUCUUUUAGACUGGCAAUUAUGGGAGAGACCGCUAGACUGGAAAGAUGUCAUCCAAAACGACAUAGGCCAAUGGCAAAAAUUCAUCACGUUUUAUAAAUUCGAGCCCUUGAACUCGGAAUUGAGUAAAAAAUCAAUGAUGGACUUCUAUUUGAGUGUUAUUGUUCAUCCUGAUCAUGAAGCUCUCAUAAACUUGAUCUCUUCUAAAUUUCCAUACCAUGUAUGUGGACUGUUACAAGUUGCUUUAAUAUUAAUAAGGCAAGGCGAUAAGUCGAGCACUAACGGGCUAUUACAAAGAGCACUUUUUGUCUUUGAUAGGGCUUUGAAAGGGAAUAUCAUCUUCGAUUCCUUAACUUGCCAGUUGCCUUAUAUUUACUUUUUCAACAGACAGUUCUACUUGUCCAUAUUUAGAUUCAUCCAAUCCCUUGCUCAAAGAGGUGUUAUUGGUACCGCCAGUGAAUGGACGAAAGUCCUCUGGUCGCUAAGUCCAUUAGAAGAUCCUUUAGGAUGCAGGUAUUUUCUCGAUCAUUACUUCCUGCUGAACAAUGACUAUCAAUAUAUGAUCGAACUAUCCGAAUCUCCAUUAAUGAAUUGUUACAAAGAGUGGAACACAUUAGGAUUUUCGAUUGGUGUAGUUUUAAGUUACUUGAGAAUAAACGAGAUGGAAUCUGCCCGUAAUGCGCUUUUAAAGACUUUUAAGCACCAUCCUUUGCAACUGUCAGAAAUUUUCAAGAAAAAAUUUUUGGGCGAGCCUACGUUAACUGAAAAUUUAACUAUUGAUGGUCAUUUGGCAGAAAUUUUAGAGUUGAAGGCAUACAUGGCUCGUUUCCCGUUACUGUGGACUAAGAACGAGGAGAUAGCAUUUUUGCGUCACGAAAUAUCGAAUAUUUUAAAGGAUUACCAAAGUGGAAGCAUCACGAUUGAUUUGGCCAAUGAACAGAAUGAUGAUGGUACCAAUGGGUCCAAGUCGCCUUUUUUCAUUGAAAGCAUCCCAAUCAACUUGUUAAGAUUCGCGAUACUAUCAGAAGAAUCCUCGGUGAUGGCCGCAAUUCCUUCGACCAUCUGGUCAGAUUAUGAGGUCUAUGAAUUUGAUGUAUUACCUCCAGUACCUACUUCAAAGGAAUCUAUUGAUGUAGUUGAGAGCAUCAAAAGCUUCAUCAACGAGAAGGAUUUAGCUACCCUUCAAAUGGAAAGAUUACAAGAUGAAGACUUAUUGAAUCAAAUUAGACAGAUUUCUCUGCAACAAUACAUCAAUGAAAAUGAGGAACCAAACGGGACCGCGAACUGA